UAAAACCAGCCCUCCUUAUCGCCUGGAAAAAAUCAGGAGCUAGAGUUUGAAUGGGUUUAUAUAAACACUCACCCCUGGCGGCGUGCGGCUGGGCUCCCGGCAUAAACUCAAGGCACCCGGCCUGAUGCGUGCCUUGCCGUGUUCUUUCCCUUGAACGUCAAGGUUUGAGCAGAGCCCGAGGACUGGGAACUCUUCCCUGGAAUUGGAUCAACCUGAAGCCAGUUGCGGAACUGCACAGGGUCCCCAUGGACCUCAAGGAGAGCCCCAGCGAGGGCAGCCUGCAGCCCUCCAGCAUCCACAUCUUUGCCAACACCUCCACCCUCCACGGCAUCCGCCACAUCUUCGUGUAUGGGCCGAUGACCAUCCGGCGUGUGCUCUGGGCCGUGGCCUUCGUGGGCUCCCUGGGCCUGCUGCUGGUGGAGAGCUCCGAGAGGGUGUCCUACUACCUCUCCUACCAGCACGUCACCAAGGUGGAUGAGGUGGUGGCCCAGAGCCUGGUCUUCCCAGCGGUGACCCUCUGCAACCUCAAUGGCUUCCGGUUCUCCAGGCUGACCACCAACGACCUGUACCAUGCUGGGGAGCUCCUGGCCCUGCUCGACGUCAACCUGCAGAUCCCGGACCCGCACUUGGCUGACCCGGCGGUGCUGGAGGCCCUGCGGCAGAAGGCCAACUUCAAACACUACAAACCCAAGCAGUUCAGCAUGCUGGAGUUUCUGCACCGCGUGGGCCAUGACCUGAAGGAUAUGAUGCUCUACUGUAAGUUCAAGGGGCAGGAGUGCGGCCACCAGGACUUCACCACGGUGUUUACAAAAUAUGGAAAGUGUUACAUGUUUAACUCAGGCGAGGAUGGCAAGCCUCUGCUCACCACGGUCAAGGGCGGGACAGGCAACGGGCUGGAGAUCAUGCUGGACAUUCAGCAAGAUGAGUACCUGCCCAUCUGGGGAGAGACAGAGGAAACGACAUUUGAAGCAGGAGUGAAAGUUCAGAUCCACAGUCAGUCUGAGCCGCCUUUCAUCCAAGAACUGGGCUUUGGGGUGGCUCCAGGGUUCCAGACUUUCGUGGCCACCCAGGAGCAGAGGCUCACAUACCUGCCGCCACCCUGGGGCGAGUGCCGAUCCUCAGAGAUGGGACUCGACUUCUUUCCUGUUUACAGUAUCACCGCCUGUCGGAUUGACUGUGAGACACGCUACAUUGUGGAGAACUGUAACUGCCGCAUGGUCCACAUGCCAGGGGAUGCCCCUUUCUGUACUCCUGAGCAGCACAAGGAGUGUGCAGAGCCUGCCCUAGGUCUGUUGGCGGAGAAGGACAGUAAUUACUGUCUCUGCAGGACACCCUGCAAUCUGACCCGCUACAACAAAGAGCUCUCCAUGGUGAAGAUCCCCAGCAAGACGUCAGCCAAGUACCUCGAGAAGAAAUUUAACAAAUCAGAAAAAUAUAUCUCAGAGAACAUCCUUGUUCUGGAUAUAUUUUUUGAAGCUCUCAAUUACGAGACAAUUGAACAGAAGAAGGCAUACGAAGUCGCUGCCUUACUUGGUGAUAUUGGUGGUCAGAUGGGAUUGUUUAUUGGUGCUAGUAUCCUUACAAUACUAGAGCUCUUUGAUUAUAUUUAUGAGCUGAUCAAAGAGAAGCUCUUAGACUUGCUUGGCAAAGAAGAGGACGAAGGGAGCCACGAUGAGAAUGUGAGCACUUGCGACACGAUGCCAAACCACUCUGAAACCAUCAGCCACACUGUGAAUGUGCCCCUGCAGACGGCCCUGGGGACUCUGGAGGAGAUUGCCUGCUGACAGCCCUCGGACCGCCCGGCAACCCCCAAACAGACCUGGAGGCCCAAGACCCAGGACAGGGGACAGCAGGCGCAGGUGCGAUGGCCCCUGGUGACAGAAAGAAGAGCCCCCUAUGCACACAUAGCAAACUCUCUGCCAAAACCUCGCUGCGGCCACGUCGGACACGACGUGUCCUCGGGCCCCGCCGUGCGUCCCUCUUAGGAGAAAUGAGUCACGCUCCGGAACUGUCCGAGAACCCACCUGCCAUCACAUCUCACUGCCAGAUGUACAAAGCACCUGCAUGCUGAGACCGCUCACGGCGCCUCCUCCACGUCUGUCUCUCUACCUGACUCUCCUCCGCGUGCUCCCCGGCGGCCACUCUCCAGCCACACAGCGGGACCAGGUUCUAGCCCCGAAGUCGCCACCCCGUGGCCACGCUGGGGUUGCAGCUGCACAGUCAAGAGGGAAAGCGCAGAACUCUCAACCACGUCUGGUCCUUGUGUACUUUGUGAAGGUUCUGAACCUGCCCUCAAACCCCUGCCCUCCCCCGAGCUGGCCCCUGGGCUGACCAGGGCCCCCCACCCCCA
This is a messenger RNA of Neogale vison (American mink), 2350 nucleotides long. It is a transcript of the gene ASIC2, whose product is annotated as acid sensing ion channel subunit 2. Lineage: Eukaryota; Metazoa; Chordata; Mammalia; Carnivora; Mustelidae. Gene Ontology annotation, cellular component: membrane. Bases 246 to 1784 code for a protein of 512 amino acids. Gene Ontology annotation, molecular function: ligand-gated sodium channel activity. Gene Ontology annotation, biological process: sodium ion transmembrane transport. The record is from RefSeq and is a predicted model, not a curated record. The transcript has 10 exons.